UUAUCAAAAUCAAACAUUAAAAACUCCCACAAAAAUGCUGUUUUUUGACCCCACCUAAAUUCCCAACCGUUACACACAAUCAUACGACCUAAAAAUCAGAACUACGCCAUUCGCAAUUUCACAAUUUUCGAGCUCAAACCUUCCAAGAAAUGAACGAUGGAGCUGUAAUCGCCGGGGGGCCGAGUUUGAGCGGAGCGUUGAAGAGAAAACGGCCGCUGAGAAUCGAGAUUCCAGCUGUGUUGUCUGAGAUUCCCAAUUUUGAGGAAUCCUACGAUGAUCCUGUGUGUUGUUUUGCUGAUUCUGGGGUGGGUGUUUAUUCGUUGAAGGGGAAGAAGAAGUUCAUGGAAGAUUCCUACAAAGUUUUUGCUUCUGCAAAUGGUGAUAAGAGAUUCUUUGGAGUGUAUGAUGGGCAUGGAGGAAGCAAAGCAGCAGCAUUUGUGGCAGAGAAUUUGCAUCUAAAGAUUUUUGAAAUGUUAGAAAGCAUUUCAGAAAAUAAAGAAAAGGAAGCAGCAUGCAAAGCUGGCUAUUUGAAAACAGAUGAGGAAUUCUUGAAACAGGGGCUGGAUAGUGGUGCUUGUUGUGUGACUGCACUGAUUGAUGGGAGGGAAAUGGUGGUUUCGAACUUGGGCGACUGCAGAGCGGUUUUGUGUAUGGGAGGUGGAUCGGCAGAAGCUCUAACGACGGACCACAGACCCAUGCGAGAAGAGGAGCGAAGGCGAAUAGAGGAUAAAGGUGGAUAUGUGGAGAUUCAUCGCGGCACUUGGAGAGUUCAUGGGACCCUCGCAGUUUCCAGAAGCAUCGGAGAUGCUCAUCUCAAGGACUGGGUGAUGGCAGAACCCGACACGAAGGUUGUAUGCUUGGAUCCGGAUAUGAAGUACCUCCUUUUAGCAUCCGACGGCCUCUGGGAAGAGGUGAGCAAUGAAGAAGCAGUAGAUGUCGUGAUGCAGUUGUGUUCAAGUGCCAAGAAGCAACGCAUACAAAACCCUAGUGGACGGAAAAUGGAGAGCAUACGACAGAGAGGAAGUGCAGACGAGGAUGGAAGCCCUCCAGCCAAGUCCAGGAGAAUUUCAGUGGUGAAGAAGACGAAGAUGAAGGCAUGUUUCCCAGAAAACGAGAACAGAUUUUUGAACGAGAGAGGGCUUCUAGCCGCGUGCAAGAAGCUUGCUGAUCUUGCUGUUGGCAGGGGUAGUUUGGAUGACAUAACUGUCAUGAUAAUUGAUUUGAACCAUUACAACCAUGAAUCCUUAGUAGUUGCUAAGUAGCUUCUGAUCUAUUUUAUAAAUGUGGUAUUUUUUU
This is a messenger RNA of Salvia splendens (bonfire salvia), 1296 nucleotides long. Its product is annotated as probable protein phosphatase 2C 14. Gene Ontology annotation, biological process: protein dephosphorylation. The coding region runs from base 150 to 1262 and encodes 370 amino acids. The transcript is spliced from 5 exons. The record is from RefSeq and is a predicted model, not a curated record. Lineage: Eukaryota; Viridiplantae; Streptophyta; Magnoliopsida; Lamiales; Lamiaceae. Gene Ontology annotation, molecular function: cation binding; protein serine/threonine phosphatase activity.